Nakaseomyces glabratus is the source of this 3546-nucleotide messenger RNA. RefSeq names its product oxysterol-binding protein related protein SWH1 (gene SWH1). Lineage: Eukaryota; Fungi; Ascomycota; Saccharomycetes; Saccharomycetales; Saccharomycetaceae. Gene Ontology annotation, molecular function: sterol binding; protein binding. The record is from RefSeq and is a predicted model, not a curated record. Gene Ontology annotation, cellular component: intracellular membrane-bounded organelle; cytosol; membrane. Gene Ontology annotation, biological process: endocytosis; maintenance of cell polarity; exocytosis.
AUGGCUGAUGACGGUACGCACUUUACAAGCAAGCCUUUGUUGAAGCUGAAGCUUUUAGAUGCGCUAAGGUCGGGCUCAUUCCAGGAGUUACAGAAAGUGAUCGACACUCGAUUUUUGCCUAAAGAUGACCCUAAUGUGGUUGAAGUCAGUCAGCUUGUAUUACACUAUGCUGUUCAGGUUGCACCUUUAUCCUUGAUUAAACAGAUUGUUACUAAGUGGGUAAAUACUCACGUUUCUACCCAUAUGAAUAGUGAAACCUUUUUGAAUAUAAACCAUCAGGAUCAAAAUGGAAAUACUCCACUGCAUAUUGCUGCAUAUCAAGCUAGAGGUGAUGUAGUAAUGUAUUUAAUGGACCAACCAACAAUAAAUGAUUGUGUUUCUAAUAAUUCACACAUGCAGCCAAUUGAAAUAUGUAGAGAUCUGAAUGUAGCCCAAGGAAUGCAGAUAAAGAGAUCGAAAUACGUUGCAGAAACCGCUCAAGAGUUAAGAACAGCAUUUAAUAAUCGAGAUUUUGAGCACUUAGAGUCCAUACUUACAAAUUCUAGGAAUUCGGAACUACUUGAUAUCAACGGUUUGGAUCCAGAAACCGGAGAUACUGUACUACACGAGUUUAUUAAAAAGAGAGAUGUCGAGAUGUGUAAAUGGUUAUUAGAGCAUGGAGCCGAUCCUUUUAAAAGAGACUCUACAGGUGUACUACCUGCUGAUUUAGUGAAAAAAGUUAGUGAAUCUGAAGCUGCAUCUAACCCUAAGUUGCUCACUGAUGUGGAACUGAAGAAACUUCUAGAUAAAGCCACAAGUGAACAAAGUGUUAUUGACGUAACUGGCAGUUUACACAAACCACCAACUUAUAGGGGGUACCUUCAAAAGUGGACAAACUUUGCCCAAGGUUAUAAGCUGAGAUGGUUUAUACUAAGUGCGGAUGGUAAGUUGUCGUAUUAUAUUGAUCAAAAUGAUACCAAAAACGCAUGCCGUGGAUCACUGAAUAUGUCAACAUGCAAUCUACAUUUAGAUUCCUCCGAAAAGUUGAAAUUUGAGGUUAUUGGAGGAAAUGGUGCUAUCAGAUGGCAUCUCAAAGGUAAUCAUCCAAUUGAAACUAACAGAUGGGUAUGGGCAAUUCAAGGUGCCAUCAGAUUUGCCAAAGAUAAAGAAAUGCUUUUAACUACUGGAACAAUUCCUCCAUCUUUAGCGAUAAACUAUGGAUUGAAUAAUACUGAUCGUGUUUUAGAUUCACCAAAACAACCUACCCAUAUGAGAAACAAAUCUAGACAAACGCUAGUAUCGGUGCAAGAAUCUAGAAGAUCGAGCUCAGGAUUGGGAUUGGUUAUCAAUAGACCAGAAGAUAAAAUAGAAUCAGCUUUCCACAUGCCUCCUACAUCUCCUAGCAUAUCAGUUGGGCCUAAUGGCAUGUCUAGUUCUAUUUUUGAAAACCCUUCGACAUUUGAAUCAGAGUCUCAAAGAUCUCCUGUAUCCUCCUCUCCGAUUCAAGAUACUAAUCCUCAGGCCUUUGAAUCUACUAAUGUCAAAACUUUUGAUUCAUCAAUGAUUGAAAAAGACUCAGAAGAUGAAAAUGAGGAAGUGGAAGACUUGUUUUUAGCUAUGGAUGGUGGAAGUGAUGAAGACUUACAAACUCUAUGUAGUCCUCAUUCACAAGAGAUGCAUAUUCUACAACGCUCAAUAACAAUGGAGCUAAGUUCCCUAACCGAACUUUUGAAUGAUCGUCCCUCAAACCCAAACGAUAUAUUUAAUACAUUAGGAAAUUCGCUGAAAACUAUUACAGAAAGUUUUGACAGAUUGAACGAGAUUACAUCACAAAGUGACAAAUUGAUGAUUUCUAAACUAACAAAGCAAAGGGAUGUUAAUAACGUUUGGAUCAAAGCUGUAAAAGAGUUAGAAUUUGAGUUAAAGGAUAAGGAUGAAAGGCUGGCCUCUUUGGAUAAAGAGAGAAGGAACUUGAAAAAACUCCUUCAAAGAAAAUUCCAAUCUCCGAAUGGGACAACCGAAGAUGAUGAUUUCGAUGGUCCUGUCAAGGAUACUCAUGAAGCUUUGGAGGAAAUAGCAAAAUAUAUCGAUGCUACUAAAGAAGAUGGUGAAGAUACAGAUGCUGAUGAGUUCUUUGAUGCCGAAGAAUUAAUGGAUUCCUCUGAGAAUGUUGAUGAAGAAGAGUCAGACACAGAAAAGGAAGCAACUAUAAAAGCAGAGGACAUCAAUGAAAACAAAGAAGUUACACACCACGCUGGCUUUGAAAAAGAGAUUGUAACUGAGAAGCAAAAGGAAUACAAGCAAAUGCUACUGGAACAAAAGUCUUUUGCCGGUUAUGAGCAUCCAAAGAGAACAAACUUAGGUCUUGAUAAGGACGAUAGACCGAAAAUAAGUUUAUGGUCUGUUUUGAAAUCUAUGGUUGGUAAAGAUCUAACCAGGAUUCCUCUACCGGUUUCAUUUAAUGAACCAUCUUCACUUUUACAAAGAGUUACAGAAGAUCUGGAGUAUUCUGACAUUAUGGAUACGGCGGCCACGUUUGAGGAUUCAAGUUUGAGAACUUUAUUUGUUGCAGCUUAUUCUGCCUCUAUGUAUGCUUCUACCGUAAAGAGAGUUGCCAAGCCCUUUAACCCACUGUUGGGGGAGACUUUCGAAUAUGUUAGCCCUGACGGACAAUAUAGGUUCCUUACUGAGCAGGUUUCUCACCAUCCUGCUAUAUCUGCGACAUGGGGUGAAGCUCCAAAAUGGAAUUAUUGGGGUGAAUGUAAAGUGGAUUCGAACUUCACUGGAAGAACAUUUGCAGUGGAGAAUCUUGGUACCUGGUGGAUUAGAUUACGUCCCGAUAGUAACAACCCUGAGGAAGAAAUAUAUAGUUGGAAAAAACCAGAUAUGGCUGUGAUUGGUAUUUUAGUAGGCAACCCACAAGUGGAUAACAACGGUGACUCAGUGAUCACCAAUCACACUACUGGGGAUUACUGUGUGCUACACUACAAAGCUCGUGGUUGGACUUCUGCAGGUGCAUACGAGGUUAAAGGUGAAGUUUAUAACAAGGAUAACGAGAAGUUGUGGAUUCUAGGUGGUCAUUGGAAUGAAGCCCUAUAUGCCAAGAAAGUUACUAAGAAAAACGAUGAGGAUAUGACCAUUGAUAAGACUAAGAGUAGUGUAGGCAAAUCAAUCGACGAACCAAAAUUCGAUGGUAGUAAGUUUUUGAUAUGGCGUGCCAACGACAGACCCGAUAUUCCAUUCAACUUAACAUCCUUCGCUGUGACAUUAAAUGAUCUGCAACCGGGCCUGAAAGAAUGGCUUCCUCCAACUGAUAGCCGUCUGAGACCAGACCAACGUGCCAUGGAAGAAGGCCGUUACGAUGAUGCUUCUGAUGAAAAACAUCGUCUAGAAGAGAAGCAAAGAGCAGUCCGCAAGCAAAGGGAAGAGGCAAACAUAGAGUAUCGUCCAAGAUGGUUCUCCUUGGAGACUCACCCAGUCAACGGUAAGCAGUAUUGGAAAUUCAAUGGAGAAUACUGGGAACAAAGAAAGAAACAUACCUGGACUAAUGUUCCGGAUAUCUUCUAA